CCUUUCUCUCUGCUUUUGUUUAUGUGGCACUGCCUUUUUCCUCUUCUUUCUUCGUUGAAAUCGCAACAACAACAACAACAGUAAUAACCAUAGUACUAUGGGUCCGCCGACUACUACUAUGAAAAAAACUCCCAGUCGAAUACCGCUCCUCAUGGAACAAGCCGGCAUACCACCCUCGCUACGACCUGCCUUGUUGACGGCCUUGCGCGCUUACGGACUGACAUGGUCCAUCACGACCGUACCCGGUAUCAUUGGCGUAUUCGUCAAAGCACUCUUACAAAUGUCCCGCACGCUUGCAAAAACGUCAUCGCUUCUUGCGGCUUCAGCACCGCUACGCAAAACACUGAUCCGCGAUGUACCACUCUUGUUGAACAAAAGCUUUUCUCGCAACGGAUUCCCAUACAUCAUGGUCGGAGCAUUCACGGGUCAUCAUUUCUUGACAUUUGUGUUGCAGCACCAUCUCAAACCCAAAGUCAAUAUCAGACGAAAGACGGCCGUCUUUUUAACUGCAGCAGCGAGCAUGCUGGCUGUCCGUCGAGCAUUUCCGAAUACGAAAACGCUCGAUUUUACAUUCUUUGCACUUGUACGCGCUCUUGACGUACUCGCACAUCAAGCAUAUGAUGCGCCAAUGAUAAAGAAUAAUGUGCCGGCUUGGAUGUUGGAUUAUGGUAGCGUUGGUGUGUUUACGGUUGCUUGUACAGAAAUCAUGUUUACGUGGUUCUAUCAACCGGAAUUGUUGCCAAGGUCCUAUUCUCUUUGGAUCACCAAAAUGUCGGAAAUGGAUGAUAGAUUGCUCAAGGCUUUGCGUGCAAUUCGUAAUAGAGAAUGGAUCUACGGUAAAGACACCGGUUUGGGGGACCUACUCGGUGAUUAUGCGGUUGGGCUUGGAUUGCCCAGAGAAAUGGGAAACCCCAUGAGAGGUCGGAUACCCUGUCAAUUGGUUCAUCAAGGCCAGCCUUACGGAUGUGAGGUAUAUUCCAUGAACCGAUUUAUUAAAGGCUUCAUCAGAAUAUUCCCGUUAUACUUUGCUGUCCAUCUUGCACCUCAUUUGCUGUUCCGUACAGCACGUUUAAUGCAAAACCCCAGCAUGAGCUUGUUACACAUACUUAAAGCUGCGACGCGAUCGUCGGCAUUCCUGGCAUCGUUUAUCACCAUCAUAUGGUACUCCAUAUGUCUGACUCGGACACGGAUAGGCCACCAGUUGCUCAACAUCAACCAAACGCGUCUGGACGAUACCACAGCUCCGCUUAUUGGAUCAAUGCUCUGCGGCUUGUCACUUUUGCUAGAGAGCAGACACCGUCGGGGUGAAAUGGCACUGUAUGUGGUGCCCCGUGCAAUGUAUUCAUUGACCGAGCGGGUGCUAGGACCCUAUCAAAAGGGCCGUUGGUGGGAACCUGUGGCUGCUGAAGGCGCAGAAACACUCUUGUUUGCUGGCUCAGUAACGAUUAUUCUGAGUGCCAUGUUCAAAAACCAGUCCAAUGUGCGCUCGUCAGCUCGAGGGUUGUUGUCAUGGAUACUCAAAAGCGAAUUGCCGGCCGAAGAAAUGAAGGAAAAGGAGGAAGAAGAAGCAAAGGCAGUACCGGAGAAUGACCAUGUUUCAUUAUAGUUCUGGGCCUGAUAUAUCCUACAUAUUAGUAUUUAAUAUUAAUAAUAACAGUAGUAGUAGCAGUAGUAGUAGUAGUAGUAGUAGUAAUAGUAGUAACAAACACAUCUUCAUUAUUGUUCUGUGAAUGUUUAUCCCGAAUCCAAAA
Molecule: messenger RNA, 1751 nt
Organism: Zychaea mexicana
Lineage: Eukaryota; Fungi; Mucoromycota; Mucoromycetes; Mucorales; Lichtheimiaceae
Exons: 4
Coding region: 98-1606 (502 amino acids)
Source: RefSeq, a predicted model, not a curated record